AUGAAUGCGACAAAACGGAAAUUCCACGCCCUCCUCAACGGGAUUGGCAACAAAUCAACCACCUCCUUGACAUCGAAAGACGAUGCCUCCAGCGUUGACCUGAAUUCUCGUGGUGACGCAGACUCACACGCAAAGAAACGCCGCAUUCUCUCCGCAAAUUCGACUCGAAACACUCUGUCGAAAUCCACAAGCCCAACAAGCAUCCGGUCCGCCAUGACGCAGAAGAAGUCAGCUUCACCGGCAUCUGGGAUUUUGGCUGUUGAAACUCCCAAAUAUGCCCCCUGGGAUCGUGCGGCAUUUCUCAAGCGCCUCAAGUCUUUCUCGAAUCUCACGGACUGGACACCGAAACCAGCUCGAGUCAACGAAGUGGAAUGGGCAAAGCGAGGCUGGGUCUGUCAGAAGUCGGAGCGAGUUCGAUGCUGUCUCUGCAAUGUGGAAAUACUGGUUAAACUUAAUCGCAAGGAGGUAGAUGGCAAGGAUGAGCCUGUUUAUGUGGCGCAGAACAUUGAAGAAGCCUUGGUGGAUAAAUACGCAGAGCUCAUUAUCACCUCACAUGACGAGGACUGCCUAUGGAGGAAAAGAGGCUGUGACGAUUCGAUAUUCAAGCUCCCCCUUAAUCACACCCAAACAACUCUCCAAACCCUACGUGAACGGUACGAUGAACUCUCCGCAAGAAGCGAUACACUACCAUACGCAUUCAAUCUACAAACACCACCUGGAUUUGAUUUGGGCCUUGUCUUGAAGUACCUGCCAGAGGACUUCUUCAACACUCCCUCGGAGGUUCCGCCAACUGAAAAUGCCUCACAGAGAGAAAUCAAUAAGGUUGCCCUUCAGAUGGCUCUAUUCGGAUGGCAGGGAUACACGCACGAUCGAUUGGGUGCUCAGCUUGGAUCCGUGUCCUGUCAGGCAUGUUUCAGGGUUCUUGGGCUUUGGUUAUUCAAGAGUAAGAAAAUCAACGAAGCUGGCGAAGAAGUCGAAGGACCAGUAGUUGACCACCUAAAUGUCGUAACUGAGCACAGAGACUAUUGUCCCUGGCGAAAUGCUGCCUCUCAAAAUGGUCUGAAACCCACUGCCCAGACGGCGAGUACCGCAAUGGCAGGCUGGGAGAUCGUACUUCGCGUGCUGAAGAACGACUAUUACUUGCGGCAUAAUGGAGAACGUCUCGGAGAGAAUACUACGCCGAGGCCUUCAUCCAGAAGCAGCAUUGCUACGGGUAGCGGUGUAUUUGGGACCGAGGGUGAAGAGGAAGAUGCUAAGAGCCGAGAAGAGAAAGACAAGGAACGUUGGGCGAGACUCAGAAAGGUCAAAAGCCUUUUCGAUACGAAGUCUGGAAGAAAAUCGCACAAGACUGCUAAGCCUGAGGCGAAGAGCAAUUCUCGUGCAUGA
Molecule: messenger RNA, 1386 nt
Organism: Amorphotheca resinae ATCC 22711
Lineage: Eukaryota; Fungi; Ascomycota; Leotiomycetes; Helotiales; Amorphothecaceae
Exons: 3
Coding region: 1-1386 (461 amino acids)
Cellular component (GO): nucleus
Molecular function (GO): zinc ion binding
Source: RefSeq, a predicted model, not a curated record